AUGGUCGACACAAAGGCGUCGAUCGUGACAGCCGCCCGCAGCGCGAGCGCUCACCUCGGCGCGAAACGACGGGCCAACCCGCACGGCACGAGACUCAGCGAGACUCAGCCACGACCAACCCAAGUGAGCCGGUCGGUCAUGCCGCUCUACGACGACGUGUCGGCACGCUCGUGGACACUGCGCAAGCCUCUCAGGCCGCCAGCACUCCAGUGGAUGAGGAGGAACCCCAAGCUCCAGGCCGCAUUCGAUAAAGCGAUCUUGGCUAUGUGCGAUAUCCAGAUAGUCACUGGUCUCGGCAUUCUCGUCAGUGGAUACGCGGACCUGAGACACGGCAUCUCAGCUUACCACUUCCUCCUGGUAGUAUUGGUUGCCUGGUUCUCUAAUCUUACUCAUAUCGCCGGUCUCACCGUUUUACGCCGAUAUCUGCACCGGAAGCCGUUCGAAAAGUGGAUUCGGCUAUCCUUAAUGAUGAUCCUGUCCGUGAUGCUUCUCACGGCGAUGGGCCCCACCAUGUUCUUCAACUGGCCUGCGUGGCAAGGAUCAGCGGGUCUCCCUGGCUCAUACGCAAUCUGCUUCUUCAGCCCUCAACGAGCAAUCGAGUGGCACUACGCCGUCGCCGACGUGGGACUCGAGGCAUCGUCCAGUUUCCAGUCCGUUCUCAUAUCGAUGCUGCUCCUCGUGUUCAGCCUCGGCAGCCGGGAGAGCAAGAAGAGCCCUGAGGAACAAAUAUAA
Molecule: messenger RNA, 732 nt
Organism: Lasiosphaeria miniovina
Lineage: Eukaryota; Fungi; Ascomycota; Sordariomycetes; Sordariales; Lasiosphaeriaceae
Exons: 6
Coding region: 1-732 (243 amino acids)
Source: RefSeq, a predicted model, not a curated record